CACAAAUAAAGUAGAACAGGACUUGGCUUCUAUGCGAUCUCAAAACUUUUUACGGCGGAAGAAUUGCGUAGAGGCUUGGCUUUUUUUACAUUUAAUGUUUUUGGUGGGAUUAUACUUUUUUAGAUUUUGUUGAUCAAAAGUUAUUUCAAUUUACUGAGAGUAGUCACGGGUGCGGCCGCGUUCACACUCGCACGUUUUGAAACUAGUGUUGUCUGGUUGUCGACACAGAAUGAGUAGAAUGCGCUCUGUGUUGGCACUGGUUGCCCUGUCUGCAGCGGCUGUUCAAUCCUGGGAUCUGGCUGUGGCUGUGCAGAAUCGACUGGAGUUCUAUACAAAAGAGGACAAAAUAAUCGUUGAAAGUGAUCUGUUCAGAGACGCCACGGCUUUAGCUUACGAUGAUGCACAUCAGACAAUAUUAUUUAUAAAAAAACAUACUGACAACGCCUCCAUAUGUAGUUUUGAAAUGUCGACUCAGAAACACAAAGUUUUGGUAACAGGGAAAGAUAUCGGAGGUUUCACAAUCGAUCCAAUCAGAGCAGUACUUUACUGGACCGACAUCGCUGAGAGGAGCAUAUUCUGGAUUUCAUUCAAACAGGGAUAUAAGGAGACUGAUAACAAAAAUCUGUUGAUCAAGAUGGAGGAUGAGAUUCCCAGAGCGAUAGCCGUCGAUAUCUGUAAAGGAUAUGUCUACUGGACGAACACAAACUCUACGAAGCCCACAAUAGAGAGAGUUCGAUUUGAUGGUACUGAGAAGGAGGUUCUAGUAGACGAAAGUAUUAACGAUCCGGUUAGCUUGGCCAUCGACCAACAGACGUUGAAAAUGUUCUGGGCUGAUAAUACACGCAACAAAAAAUAUAGAAUAUUCAGUACGGAAUUAGAUGGAAAAAAUAAGACGGAGUUAAUAUCUGGUGAUUCUGGAACUGAUUUUAAACCAAAUGCAUUAACCGUUUCGAAAGAUUUAAUUUACCUUAUAGACGAGGGCACACACGCUGUUUGGAAACAUUCAAAAUUUCUAAUAACGGAAUCAUUGAAAAAUAUUUUACAUUUUACUGAGGCGCCCUCCGGCAUUGUUGCCAGGUAUACGACUGAAGAACAAAUUCAUGGGAAAGUGGAAUGUAAAGAUGUGAUGACUGCAUUACUAAACGACAAAAUUAUUUGUGUUCAUGGUGAGAAGGCUAAUGCCACAUCUUGCACAUGCGCACCUGGCUACAUCGGCGAGAGAUGCGAUGUGUCAGUCUGUCAGAACUAUUGCAACCACGGCACCUGCAGUGUCAGUGAUGAGGGGGAACCCUCUUGCGGAUGUGAGUCUGGUUAUUCUGGAGCGAGGUGCGACAUCAACAUGUGCUUCAAUUACUGUCUGAACAACGGUGUUUGUUACUUUACUGAAGAGAAUGAACCACUCUGCCAAUGCAGUUUAAAUUACCGUGGUUCCAGAUGUGAAGCUAUCAAAAAUGACACAGUAUGCACUACGUUCAGUUCAGGAGCUAAAAACUUUACUACACCGAUAUCAGCACACAAUAACUUUACCUUAGCCGAUUUGUUAAACCGUCGUCAUAUAGUCACUAAAGUGACUGUUAAUGUCCAAAUAGAAUCUAAUUAACGUACUCAUAUUUGUUUGAUUUUUUGCUUUAAAUUAUUGUGCUUUCAAUAUUUCGGUUUUAAAUCACCUAGUCCACCUAGUAAUUAUUGUGUAUUAUUUUAGUCACUAACUACCUAGUUCACGCCAGAUAACUUUGAAAUUCUGAAGUUUGUUCCAUUUCAAUCAUCACGUUUUUCAUAAUUUUUUUUUUGGUUAUUUUGACGUCAAUAGUAGCUAACUACGGACAAACAAAGCUUUUCGUCAAAGGACGCCGUUUUCGCGGCGGUAAGGCCCGUAAUGAAGGAGUGGCUGGAGAGAAGCCACGGCGCCCUCAGCUACCGCUUGACGCAGGUUCUUACCGGACAUGACAACCGGUUCUUACCGGACAUGACCACCACUGCACACUGUGGCACCUGCAGCGAAGACUCGGCGCUGCACAUGUUGCUGGAGUGCCCAGCUGGGCAACGUAGCGCCGUGACCUAGUGGUGGUAUCAGAUGCUGCGGGAAAUCUUUCGCUGCCGGCCGUCGUCUCCUGCAUGGUCGACAGCGAAGAAGGGUGGAAUGCCGUUGCCUCCUUUUGCGAGGAUGUGAUGAUCGCAAAGGAGAUAGCGGAAAGGGAUAGAGAAGCUGCUACCUCUCUCCCCGGCCGCAGCAGACGUGGUGGGUGUCGCAGAGUGGCCGCCACCACCAUAGGGCGCGGCCUGCGGGCGACAGACUAGGGGCGUCUGUCGUCCGAACAUAAACAGGUCUCGAGGCCCGCCUUCAAACAUCUGUCGGGCCAAUACCCUGUCGGGGAUGCGGAAGUCUUGUAUGUAUCACAAAGAAAUUUGUUUGCCGGCCUGGGGACUAUAAAAUGCAAGAAGCGGCCACAAAAGUGGUGGUCGCAAUUUUUUUUUUAACCUUUCCAUGCAGUAUCAUAAUGGACUCGGACGAAGAAGGCUUAAGGCGUAACGGUCGGCUCUAACAGUUUUACUGAGGUAGAGAGGUUUAGGUAGGCUCUAACAGUUCUAGUAAGGGAGAGAGGGGCGAGGAAUUGCGUGGCGCGUGGCGGCUUUUUGUGUUUAGUAGUUUUUCAUAAUAUUUUUUUAAUGUCUUGAAGUCAGCGGUGCGAACUGAAAAGCCACUUUACAAUAAACUGUUUUACUGCAUUGCAUGCAUUCUUUGUUUUAUUUAAAUGUGGUCGUUUUAGUACAAGUGUAAAGAAGUAAUAAGUAGCAUUAUUCAAAGGUGCCCAGAGUUCAAAUCCGAAAACGCUCGUAUCGCCUUCCUUCAAUAAAUGGCAACAGCAGAGGAAAUCCGAAUAGCUAAUAUAUCACGCAUGUUUCAUUCGUUAUCAGAAAGCAAAAUAACUUCAUUAAUUCGAAAGCAGUCGCAGUAGUCGGACACAUCUGCAAUUUCCUCAGAGUAUUGUAAUCUGAAGUUGCGUUUAGUUGUGCACUCCGUGUCUGAGCUACAAUGUACAAACUGCUGAGUGUGUGGGCGCUGGUGGUGCUGUCUGUACAGAUAGUCCACUCCUGGGACUAUGCGCUGGCGUUAGAAAAACGAAUAGAUUUUUUUAAAAACGAUUCGAUAACACACAGCAUCACUAGCCACCAGUUUAAGAACCUCACGGCGUUAGCUUACGACGCACUCCACGACACGCUCCUGAUCGUCGACCAACAGACAGACAACUCUUCCGUAUACAGAUUUAACUUCACAUCCAACGACAUCGAGCUCAUACUUACCAGGAAACAGAUCCAGAGUAUAGUCCACGACCCAGCCAAGGAUUUACUUUUCUGGGUCCAGGAAAGAUACAUUUUCUCGAUACCACUAAAGUCUGGAUCUAAAUGCGACGUCAGUGAUCAAAAUCUUGUAAUUGAGUUACAUGAUGAAAUCCCUAGUUCUAUUGCAGUGGACAGUUGUGAAGGGUUUGUUUACUGGACCAACAAAAACAUUGCGAAGCCUACAAUAGAGAGAGUUCGAUUUGAUGGCACCGUAAGAGAAGUGGUGCUAGACAAGGAUAUCCAUGAGCCUUAUCGUCUUGUCAUCGACCCUCAGAUAAAGCAAAUGUUCUGGAUUGAUAUGAGACAUAAUGAAACCCAUAAUCAUCAAAUUAAGACAGCGUAUUUGAAUGGAA
Helicoverpa armigera (cotton bollworm) is the source of this 3695-nucleotide messenger RNA. Its product is annotated as protein cueball. The coding region runs from base 230 to 1600 and encodes 456 amino acids. Gene Ontology annotation, biological process: canonical Wnt signaling pathway. The record is from RefSeq and is a predicted model, not a curated record. Gene Ontology annotation, molecular function: Wnt receptor activity; Wnt-protein binding. Lineage: Eukaryota; Metazoa; Arthropoda; Insecta; Lepidoptera; Noctuidae. The transcript is spliced from 6 exons.